Messenger RNA from Aureobasidium namibiae CBS 147.97, 1215 nucleotides. RefSeq lists its product as uncharacterized. Gene Ontology annotation, cellular component: mannan polymerase complex. The coding region runs from base 1 to 1215 and encodes 404 amino acids. The transcript has 4 exons. Gene Ontology annotation, biological process: protein N-linked glycosylation; cell wall mannoprotein biosynthetic process. Gene Ontology annotation, molecular function: alpha-1,6-mannosyltransferase activity. Lineage: Eukaryota; Fungi; Ascomycota; Dothideomycetes; Dothideales; Saccotheciaceae. The record is from RefSeq and is a predicted model, not a curated record.
AUGCUUUUGCCAAAGGACGGCGUAUCAUGGAAGGCGGCACAGGCCAGGCUGCCUCCGACUAGAGCUGUAUGGACUUUUCUCACACGCACCCGCUUCCUGUUGGUCGUCGCCAUAGUCGGCCUCGUCAUCUUGUUAUGGAGGGGCGUUACAGGCACCGCAGAGGACCUGCAAAAGUUCUACUGUUUCGGCCCAGCCAAGUCGCCCAUGCAAAUGACACCCAAUGAGCAGAUGCUAUGGACAGGAAGCCUACAAACCCCUGUCAUCUUCAACCACCACGCUCCUGUCGAGAUCAAUCACACCACCAUCAGCAGUGUCGACCUAAACCCCAUAAAGAGCACGAGACAGGCCAUUGACAACAAGGAGCGCGUUCUCCUCCUCACCCCUCUACGCGACGCCGCUCCCUACAUCAACGACUACUUCGACCUCAUCUCUCAAUUGACCUACCCUCACGAGCUGAUCGAUCUCGCUUUCCUCGUCGGCGACAGCACCGAUGACACCCUCGCCGUCCUCUCCAAGGAACUCGAGCGCAUUCAGAGUCGCCCUGACUCCAUCCCCUUCCACAGCGCUACCGUAGUGCAGAAAGAUUUCGGUGUUCAUCUGAGUCAGAGUGUCGAAGAUAGACACGGUUUCGCUGCACAAGGUCCUCGUAGAAAGGCCAUGGGCAAGGCUAGAAAUUACCUUCUCAGUGCUGCCAUGAAGCCUGAGCACAGUUGGGUCUACUGGCGUGACGUCGACAUCAAAGACAGCCCUUCCAAGAUCAUCGAGGACUUUAUCGCUCACGAUCGAGAUGUCCUUGUUCCUAACGUCUGGUUCCACCGCUACGAGAAUGGUCGCGACAUUGAAGGAAGAUUCGACUACAACUCAUGGCAGGAAUCCGAGAAGGGCCUCAAACUAGCCGCAACCCUCGACAAAGACACGGUUCUCGCAGAGGGCUAUAAAGAAUACGACACGGGCCGCACCUACAUGGCCAAAAUGGGCGACUGGCGCGAGGACAAGGACUACGAGAUCCCCUUGGAUGGCAUUGGCGGCGUCAACAUCCUCGUCAAAGCCGAUGUACACCGUAGCGGCAUCAACUUCCCUGCCUAUCCCUUUGAGAAUCAAGCCGAAACUGAAGGUUUUGCGAAGAUGGCCAAGCGCGCGGGAUACGGGGUCUAUGGAUUGCCGAAUUACAUUGUGUGGCAUAUUGAUACAGAUGAGAAGCCUGGAAAUGCGUAG